Molecule: messenger RNA, 2224 nt
Organism: Ipomoea triloba (trilobed morning glory)
Lineage: Eukaryota; Viridiplantae; Streptophyta; Magnoliopsida; Solanales; Convolvulaceae
Product: ethylene-responsive transcription factor ERF118-like
Exons: 2
Coding region: 696-1883 (395 amino acids)
Biological process (GO): regulation of DNA-templated transcription
Molecular function (GO): DNA-binding transcription factor activity; DNA binding
Source: RefSeq, a predicted model, not a curated record
AGGCCAUAGAUUAUAGAUACCUAAUCUCAUUUCAUAUCUAGAAAGGGAGGUUUUGGGUUCUUUGGUUUUUGAUAAAGGUUGGUCUUUUUGUAUCUAUAAAUAAGAGUAUCUGUUCCGAAAGCUUCGCUUCGCUUUUGUUCACUUUUUUUCAUUUUUAUUUUUCUGGCUGUGUGAAGGGCCCUAGAGAGAGAGAGAGAGAGAGAGAGAGAGAGAGUGUGUGUGUGUGUUAGAGUGUGAAGGGGUGUUGUGGUAGAAGAGAUUUAUGUCGGCAAGGUCUGGGUUGGGUAUUGUGAUUCGGGCUCCUCUCUUGAAGCUCUGUGUCAUCGUGUCAUCUGCGCUGUUGAUUGAUCUUUGUAUGCAAAGAAUCCUCCUCUGCUGUGCCCUCAAGCAGAUAACUGCCGUGUUUGACCAAACUGUUUCGAUGCGUUUGAGGCCCAGAAGGACUUGUUCUGGAGGAGAGUGUUUCGGAGGAUUUCAUAUAAAGAGAUUAUUACAUACUUUCUUGAUCUCGAAACGGCCUCUCAGUUAAUAGGGCUCUAGAUUAACUUUAAUAUUAUUUUUGGUUUGGUUGGGAGAGAUUUUGAUGCUUAUUUUCCUGAUUUACAACAUUUGUUCAUUUCAAAUUUUGAGUUUAUACUUAAAGCCAGAGCCUUUCUUUCCGGGAAAAUUUUGUUAUAGGAGUAUAGUGAGUGAAAAUGCCAGAGUCUCAGAGACAACCCCUUUCAAAUCAAAAAAGUUUUUGUAAAAAAUUGAAACCUAGAGCUGAACCCUUGAAACCCAUGAGGAGAGUCCGGAUUGUGUGCGACGAUCCGGAUGCUACUGAUUCAUCCGACGACGAGGGAGUCGUCCAUGUGAAAAGGCCGAAGCUUUUUGUUCGUGAGAUUCAUCUUCCCUUUGCUGACCCUUUCAGUUGCCCAGCCAAAGCCCCUGAGACAGAGAGUUCUUGUCAAGAUAGCAACAAUGGGGAGAAAGAGAAAAACCCCCCCACUAGGAAGAAGGUUUUAGCUAAAACCCCGGGUCAGCCUCAGACAGACUCUUCAGUGAAACUUAGAGGUGUCAGACAGCGGAAAUGGGGGAAAUGGGCUGCUGAAAUUCGUGAUCCUUUCAAGGGGAGAAGGGUGUGGCUGGGUACUUACAACAGUGCUGAGGAGGCCUCCAGAGCUUAUGAAAGUAAACGCCUUGAAUUUGAAGCUAUGUGUAAGAACGAUAUGGAUAAUGAUAGCAAUGAGAAUUCCCACUCUCACUCACUGGCGAUUUCGAAGCCUCAGGAUCUGGAUAUGACUGCAGCCUACAGUGCCUUGGAGGAGGACUCUGCAGAAAGCUUGGCGUCGCACACCUCUCAACCUUCUCCAUCAUCAGUUCUUGAAGUGACCUCCCUGGCCUCUGCCAAUAAGUUUGUUGUUGAUGUUAUUCUUGAAGCUAAUGGCUGUGAACAAAAUGCCCCCGAGUUGGGUGUUAUGGCAGAUGAGAAUCCUGUAAUGCCUCAAAUUGAUGAUGAGAUGGAGAAGGGGCCUAAACUAGGGGUUAUGGAUGAUGAGACUCUGGUAGUGGCUGAAAUUGGUCAAUCUAUGGAGAAAGUGCCUGAUCUGGGUGUUAUGGAUGAGAGUCUUUCAUUGGCUCGAAUGGCUGAAGGGAUUGAAUUUGAUAUGGAGCUAGAUGCCCUCCUUGCAGGCAAUGAUUUGAGGCAGUGUCUUGAUGACUUUGUUCUUGGCGACUUUGAGGACUUUCCAAUGUACGGGUUUGAGGGUGAUGAGCAGUUGCCUGCUACUUUGCCUGACUUUGAUUUUGACCUCGACUUCAAUUUUGAGGGUUGCAACGACACUUGGAUGGAUGAUGCUCCCAUGAUGACCGGAACAACAUCCCUCAACAUAGCUUGCCUAUAAAUUUUGCAGCUAAUAGGAGUUUUAUUAUUUCGCUAUGAGUAGUCAAAAUUAGUAGAAAGUGAGUUUUUGAACCUCGAGGACAGAUAAGUAUUGUUCUUGAGCUAAAUAAAGUUUCCGACUUUGUGGUUUUGUUCUAGUAUUUUUGUUUUCUUUGUUUGGUCUAGGAGAGGUUUUGAUUGAUGGAGUUGUUUGUCCCUUGGGUUUUCUUGUGCUGUUAGAGCCGUCCAAGGAGCUCUCGGCAUCUCUAUCUAUCUUAGCAGAGUUUAUGUAUGAGCGAAGAUGAUGUUUGUUUUGUAUUUGACAUGAUGAAUGAGAUACUGAGUUACUAUCUUUGUUCUUGA